AUGGAUAAUCAUUUUUCAUUUGAAUUUAGUAGUUAUUUAAAAAAAUGUCAACCAAAACCAUUUAGAAUCUAUAUUCAAAUGGCGAUUGGGGUCAUCUUAAUGAUUUUAACUGAAGCCGGUUUUUUUAAAGGUUUUGAAAAAUUUGUUGCAAUUGGCUGUUCACUUCCAAAUCAAAAAGAUUCAAAUGAAAUGAAUAUUGAUAAUUGUUUUAAUAAUGAUUUAUUAGUAACAAAAUGUAUAAAUAAUUAUUAUAAUACAGGUUCAAAUUAUUCUUUAGCAUUUAAUGUUGGUGGAAAAUCUGAUAAAUAUAAUGGUUUGAUUGGUACAAUAUUGGUGAUUUUAUUUAUAACAUUUUUAAGUACAUUCCAAACUGCACAAUAUUUUCAAAGUGUAAAGAGAAAAAGAAUUCAAGAUGUUUUAUCAGGUUCUUUAAUUUUAAUUGAUGGAAAUAAAAGAAAUGAAAAAAAAGUUACAAUAUUUCUAUUAGUUACUGGUAUUGGUUAUAUUUGUUCUAAAAUUAUGUGGUUAUUAAAUAGAUACGAUAUUUAUAGUGAAAUUGAAUGUUCAGGAGAUACAUAUUACUUGGAAUUUGAAAAAAGUUUAUUUUCUUAUAUUUCAGGUAUAGUAAUGGGUUCAAUUGGUUAUUUAAUUAUUCCUGGUGUUUUUUUAAUGGGUUGGUUAAAUUAUUUAUCAGAAUUAGAAUUUAAAAAAUUGGCUGAAAAUCUUUCAAAAAUUAGUUUAGAAAAAAUUAAUGAAAUUUAUAUAUUUGAUAUGGAUAAAUAUAAUAAAUUAUUAAAUUCAACUUUAAAAAAAAGAUAUUCAAAUGAUAAAAAUUUUAUUUUAUUUUUAAAAUGUAAUACAUUCAAAUUUUGGAAAACUUCAACAUCUGAAAUUGUUGAAAUUUUAUUAUUACAUAAAGAAUCUUCACCUGAUGAAUUUAAAUCAAUACAAACAAAAAAUAUUAAAUCUACUUUUUUAAAUGAAAAUAGAAUUAAUGAUAAUUUAAUUCAAAAUCAAUAUUUAUAA
Dictyostelium discoideum AX4 is the source of this 1026-nucleotide messenger RNA. RefSeq lists its product as hypothetical. NCBI's taxonomy places the organism in Eukaryota, Evosea, Eumycetozoa, Dictyosteliales, Dictyosteliaceae. The transcript has a single exon. The record is from RefSeq and is a predicted model, not a curated record. The coding region runs from base 1 to 1026 and encodes 341 amino acids.